Messenger RNA from Suillus subalutaceus, 727 nucleotides. RefSeq lists its product as uncharacterized. The transcript has 5 exons. The record is from RefSeq and is a predicted model, not a curated record. NCBI's taxonomy places the organism in Eukaryota, Fungi, Basidiomycota, Agaricomycetes, Boletales, Suillaceae. The coding region runs from base 355 to 687 and encodes 110 amino acids.
AUUCAAAGGACCUAGAAUAGGUACUGGUUUGUUUAAUCAUUUGUUGUGGUGUGGUUGGCCAGUCGGACCACAUCAUCAUCAAUUGUCACUUUGACACCUGCCGCUUGCCAUUCUGUAUUUCUGAAAGCAGCAUAUAUUUUUUUCUAACUAGGGCCACACUUUUGACCAUCGCUAAAGUGGCAGCAGCUCCGUCCUACCGUGACUAGCAGCAGCUCCGUCCUACCAUGACUAGCAGCAGCUCUGUCCUACCGUGACUAGCAGCAGCUCCGUCCUACCAUGACUAGCAGCAGCUCUGUCCUACCGUGACUAGCAGCAGCUCCAUCCUACCAUGACUAGCAGCAGCUCCAUCCUACCAUGACUAGCAGCAUCCAAUCAUUGAGUCUCCUCGAGCAAUUUGUUUUCUCCAUCUGUGGGGCAGAACUAGGCUACUCGGGUUUAGUUUUGCCGGUUAUAAUUAACCGUUACGCCCAGACCGUUAGGCCAAAAGGCAGUGAUAAUCAAAGCUCACGCUUGAUUAUCUCGGACAGUAUUUAUGUUGAUUAUAGGAACUCAGUAUUGAUGUUGAUUAUGGGAACUCAGGUGCCUAGCAGCAGUAGUCUGUGGAAAUUUCAAGUUGAAAAACUCUUCGUCGCCAAUGACACGGAAGGGAAUAUUGGCAUGAAUGAAAAAGGUUAUUUCAAGAUUUAGGUUUGUCGAUCAAGCCUUGAGUAAGGAAUAAAAAGCUUUG